Notolabrus celidotus (New Zealand spotty) is the source of this 609-nucleotide messenger RNA. RefSeq names its product caskin-2-like. The record is from RefSeq and is a predicted model, not a curated record. Gene Ontology annotation, molecular function: protein binding; guanyl-nucleotide exchange factor activity. The transcript has 5 exons. Bases 1 to 609 code for a protein of 202 amino acids. NCBI's taxonomy places the organism in Eukaryota, Metazoa, Chordata, Actinopteri, Labriformes, Labridae. Gene Ontology annotation, biological process: activation of GTPase activity.
AUGCAGCGCAUCUACAUGCAUAGCAAUGAACACUUUGAAGUAUUCACCACCGUCCUUGCUCCACAAGGUGAGUUUCGAUACAUAGCAGAAGCUGAAAAGAUGGUAGCGGUGCACAGAUACAGUCCGCAGUGGCCGGACGAGCUGGAGCUGACUCUGGGUGACGUCGUCCUAGUUCUGUCCAAACACCAGGAGGGGAGGUGGUUUGGGCGGCUGCAGGACGGCCAGCGGGGCUGGUUCCCCGCCUCCUGUGUGAUGGAGCUGAGCCAGGUGAAUCUCCCUCCAAAAGCUCUACAACGCAGUGUCUCCCUGAGAGGCUCAUCCUAUGACAACGAUGCACGCUGCAGACAAGGAAAUGGACACAUUCUGCAGGCGCUCAAGAGGGGGAGCAGAGGAGGAGCGGGAGGAGGGGGAGGAGGGCUGGACAGGGGCCAAGGCCAGAGCGAGGGCCCCUUCCUGGUAAGGAGGCCCCAGAACUCUAUGUCCCAUGUCGCUGUGGCCUCCGAGCCUCAGAUGCAGAGAUCCCCGAACCUGCUCCACAGGAUCCUGUCCAAGUACCGUAAAAAAAGCGAAUGCCAGGGAGCCACCAAUGGGGCCUUCGAGGGCGACUAA